This is a messenger RNA of Lemur catta (Ring-tailed lemur), 6608 nucleotides long. RefSeq names its product GLI family zinc finger 2 (gene GLI2). NCBI's taxonomy places the organism in Eukaryota, Metazoa, Chordata, Mammalia, Primates, Lemuridae. Gene Ontology annotation, cellular component: nucleus. Gene Ontology annotation, biological process: smoothened signaling pathway; regulation of transcription by RNA polymerase II. The transcript is spliced from 14 exons. The coding region runs from base 114 to 4829 and encodes 1571 amino acids. The record is from RefSeq and is a predicted model, not a curated record. Gene Ontology annotation, molecular function: RNA polymerase II cis-regulatory region sequence-specific DNA binding; DNA-binding transcription factor activity, RNA polymerase II-specific.
CCAAGUUGGGAUGGGGGCCCGCAGCCACCGCCCGGCGCCAGAGAGGCCACCUGCGUGCUAGAGGCAAACUUUUGUCUCCCUCGGGCCGCCACCCGGGACGAUGAGCGGCUGAGAUGGAGACAUCCGCCCCAGCCACUGCCGCGGAGAAGCAAGGAGCCAAGAGCGCGAUCCUGGAGGGCAGCGGCUUCCCCGACCCGGGCAAAAAGGCCUCUCCCCUGGCGGUGGCCGCGGCGGCGGCGGCGGCUGUAGCUGCCCAAGGAGUGCCGCAGCACUUCUUGCCACCGUUCCAUGCGCCCUUGCCGAUUGACAUGCGACACCAGGAGGGACGGUACCAUUACGAGCCUCACUCUGUCCACGGCGUGCACGGGCCCCCCACCCUGAGCGGCAGCCCUGUCAUCUCCGACAUCUCCUUGCUCCGGCUCUCCCCACACCCCGCCGGCCCUGGGGAGUCCCCCUUCAACGCCCCCCACCCGUAUGUGAACCCCCACAUGGAGCACUACCUCCGUUCCGUGCACAGCAGCCCCACGCUCUCCAUGAUCUCUGCAGCCCGGGGCCUCAGCCCCGCGGACGUGGCCCAGGAGCACCUUAAGGAGAGGGGACUGUUCGGCCUCCCUGCCCCAGGCACCAACCCCUCAGACUAUUACCACCAGAUGACCCUCAUGGCGGGCCACCCCGCGCCGUACGGGGACCUGCUGAUGCAGAGUGGGGGUGCUGCCGGUGCGCCCCAUCUCCACGACUACCUCAACCCCGUGGACGUGUCACGUUUCUCCAGCCCGAGAGUGACGCCGCGCCUGAGCCGCAAGCGGGCGCUGUCCAUCUCCCCGCUCUCAGACGCCAGCCUCGACCUGCAGCGGAUGAUCCGGACCUCGCCCAACUCGCUGGUGGCCUACAUCAACAACUCACGCAGCAGCUCGGCCGCCAGCGGCUCCUACGGGCACCUGUCGGCAGGUGCCCUCAGCCCAGCCUUCACCUUCCCCCACCCCAUCAACCCCGUGGCCUACCAGCAGAUCCUGAGCCAGCAGAGGGGCCUGGGCUCGGCCUUCGGACACACCCCACCCCUGCUCCAGCCCUCGCCCACCUUCCUGGCCCAGCAGCCCGUGGCCCUGGCCUCCAUCAGUGCCACACCCACCCAGCUCAGCAGCAGCAGCAAUUGUCUGAGUGAUGCCAACCAGAACAAGCAGAGCAGCGAGUCGGCCGUGACCAGCACCGUCAACCCCAUGGCCAUUCACAAGCGCAGCAAGGUCAAGACCGAGGCGGAGGGCCUGCGGCCAGCCUCCCCGCCGGCCCUGACUCAGGAGCAGCUGGCUGACCUCAAGGAAGACCUGGACAGGGAUGACUGUAAGCAAGAGGCUGAAGUGGUCGUCUACGAGACCAACUGCCACUGGGAAGACUGCACCAAGGAGUACGACACCCAGGAGCAGCUGGUGCACCACAUCAACAACGAGCACAUCCACGGGGAGAAGAAGGAGUUCGUGUGCCGCUGGCAGGCCUGCACCCGCGAGCAGAAGCCCUUCAAGGCGCAGUACAUGCUGGUGGUGCACAUGCGGCGGCACACGGGCGAGAAGCCGCACAAGUGCACGUUCGAGGGCUGCUCGAAGGCCUACUCGCGCCUGGAGAACCUGAAGACGCACCUGCGGUCCCACACCGGGGAGAAGCCGUACGUGUGCGAGCACGAGGGCUGCAACAAGGCCUUCUCCAACGCCUCGGACCGCGCCAAGCACCAGAACCGCACCCACUCCAACGAGAAACCCUACAUCUGCAAGAUCCCGGGCUGCACCAAGAGAUACACAGACCCCAGUUCUCUCCGGAAGCACGUGAAAACGGUCCACGGCCCAGAUGCUCACGUCACCAAGAAACAGCGCAACGAUGUGCACCUGCGCACGCCACUGCUCAAGGAGAAUGGGGACAGCGAGACCAGCACCGAGCCUGGCGGCCGGGGUUCAGAGGACAGCGCCGAGGCCAGCAGCACCAGCCAGGCCGUGGAGGACUGCCUGCACGUCAAAGCCAUCAAGACCGAGAGCUCCGGGCUGUGUCAGUCCAGCCCCGGGGCCCAGUCGUCCUGCAGCAGCGAGCCCUCUCCCCUGGGCAGUGCCCCCAACAAUGACAGUGGCGUGGAGAUGCCGGGGACGGGGCCCGGGAGCCUGGGAGACCUGACAGCGCUGGAUGACACGCCCCCAGGGGCCGAUGCCUCAGCCCUGGCUGCCCCCUCCGCUGGUGGCCUGCAGCUGCACAAGCAUAUGACCACCUACCGGUUUGAGCAGCUUAAGAAGGAGAAGCUCAAGUCACUCAAGGAUUCCUGUUCAUGGGCUGGGCCGGCUCCACACACCCGGAACACCAAGCUGCCUCCCCUCCCGGGAAGUGGCUCCGUCCUGGAGAACUUCAGCGGCAGCGGGGGCGGCGGGCCAGCAGGGCUGCUGCCCAACCCGCGACUGUCCGAGUUAUGUGCCAGCGAGGUGACCAUGCUGGGCCAGCUGCAGGAGCGCCGCGACAGCUCCACCAGCACGGUCAGCUCGGCCUACACCGUGAGCCGCCGCUCCUCCGGCAUCUCCCCCUACUUCUCCAGCCGCCGCUCCAGCGAGGCCUCGCCCCUGGGCGCCGGCCGCCUGCACAACGCCAGCUCGGCCGACUCCUACGACCCCAUCUCCACGGACGCGUCGCGGCGCUCGAGCGAGGCCAGCCAGUGCAGCGGCGGCUCGGGGCUGCUCAGCCUCACGCCGGCGCAGCAGUACAGCCUGCGGGCCAGGUACGCCGCCGCCACGGGCGGGCCCCCGCCCACGCCGCUGCCCGGCCUGGAGCGCGCGAGCCUGCGGGCCCGGCUGGCGCUGCUGGACGCGCCCGAGCGCGCGCUGCCCGCCGCCUGCCCGCGCCCCCUGGGGCCGCGGCGGGGCAGCGACGGGCCGGCCUACGGCCACGGCCACGGCCACGCGGGGGCUGCGCCCGCCUUCCCCCACGAGGCCCCGGGCAGCGGCGCUCGGCGGGCCAGCGACCCCGUGCGGCGGCCCGACGCCCUGGCGUUGCCGCGCGUGCAGCGCUUCUACAGCACCCACAACGUGAACCCCGGCCCGCUGCCGCCCUGCGUGGAGAGGCGAGGCCUCCGCCUGCAGACGCACCCGAGCGCCGACAGCGGCCUGGCCCACGGGGCCUAUUCUCCCCGGCCGCCCAGCAUCAGCGAGAACGUGGUGAUGGAGGCCAUGGCAGCGGGGACAGACGGCGCGGGGCCCGAGGCUGAGCUGGGGCUGCCGGAGGACGACCUGGUGCUGCCCGAUGACGUGGUACAGUACAUCAAGGCGCACGCCAGCGGCGCGCUGGGUGAGAGCGCCGCGCAGGUAUAUCCCGCCGAAGGCACCGGUUUUUCUGACAACCCCAAACUGCCCAGCCCGGGGCUGCACAGCCAGCGCAGGAUGGUGGCUGCAGAUUCCAACGUGGGCCCCUCUGCCCCUGUGCUGGGAGGCUGCCAGCUGGGCUACGGGUCACCCUCCAGCCUGAACAAAAAUAACAUGCCUGUGCAGUGGAACGAAGUGAGCUCCGGCACCAUGGAUGCCCUGGCCAGCCAGGCGAAGCCACCACCCUUUCCUCAGGGCAGCCUGGCCAUGGUGCAGCAGAAGCCAGCCUUUGGCCAGUACCCAGGCUACAGUCCACAAGGCCUGCAGGCGAGCCCCGGGAGCCUGGACAGCACCCAGCCACACCUUCAACCCCGCGGCGGAUCCUCUUCUGCACUCCGGGUAAACUACAUGCAGCAGCUGCAACAGCCAGCGACAGGUGGCCAGUGUCCCAACAUGACCACCACCAUGAGCCCCCAGACAGGCUAUGGCCAAGCCCACCCCCAGCUGAGCCCCAGCACCAUCAGUGGGGCCCUGAACCAGUUUCCCCCAUCCUGCAGCAACGUGACAGCCAAGCCAGGCCACCUGGGGCACCCUCAGCAUACAGAAGUUGCCCCCAACCCCACCAUGAUGGGCAGCCGUCACAGGGAACUCGGGGUCCCAAAUUCAUCCCUGGCUGGGGUGCCACCACCUCAUCCAGUCCAGAGCUACCCACAGCAGAGCCAUCACCUGGCGGCCCCCAUGGGCCAGGAGGGCUACCGCCAGGGCCCCAGCCUUCUGCCUUCCCACCAGCCUGGCUUCAUGGAGCCCCAGCCAGCCACAAUGGGGGUGUCUGCAGCAAGCUUUGGCCUAGUGCAGCCCCGGCCACCCCUAGAGCCCAGCCCUGCAGGCCGCCACCGCGGGGUGCGUGCUGGGCAGCAGCAGUUGGCCUAUGCCAGGGCCACUGGCCAUGCCAUGGCUGCUGUGCCAGCCAGCCAGGAAACAGCAGAGGCUGUGCCCAAGGGAGCAAUGGGCACCAUGGUGUCGCUGCCACCUCAGCUGCUUCCACAGGACACAGGCGGGGCCCAGGACCACAGCAUGCUCUACUACUAUGGCCAGAUCCACAUGUACGAACAGGACGGAGGCCUGGAGAACCUUGGAGGCUGCCAGGUCACACGGUCCCAGCCACCGCAGCCACAGGCCUGUCCAGACAGCAUCCAGCCCCAGCCCUUGCCCUCGCCAGGGGUCAACCAGGUGUCCAGCACCGUGGACUCCCAGCUCCUGGAGGCCCCCCAGAUUGACUUCGAUGCCAUCAUGGAUGACGGCGAUCACUCAAGUUUGUUCUCGGGUGCGCUGAGCCCCAGCCUCCUCCACAGCCUCUCCCAGAGCUCCUCCCGCCUCACCACCCCCAGGAACCCCCUGACCCUGCCCUCCAUCCCCGCGGGCAUCAGCAACAUGGCCGUGGGGGACAUGAGCUCCAUGCUCACCAGCCUAGCCGAGGAGAGCAAGUUCCUGAACAUGAUGACCUAAAGCCCAAGCCCCAGCGCUGAGUGGACCCAGAGGGCCUUCGCUUCCCAGAUCACAGGGGUUUCGUGCGUGUUGUCUUUUUCCCAAAAAGUAUUAAAUAGGCCUGAGGGAUUUUGCCCAUGGCUGGUUCAAAUGACAUGUUUUAGAGAAGGUUUGUGGGCAUACUUCCUGGUCCUUUGGAUUAUUUUUCAGAACACGUAAAGUCUCAAUAGGAAAAGAAAGAAAGGAAUGAAAACGCAUUCACACAGUGCUUUCCAGCCUGUGGUGUGCAUGGGACUCCGCUGUUCUGGCUCCUUCGCCUCUGUCAAUUGGCUAAUGAGAGAUUACGUUGGCCAAGGGCUUUCCAAGAACAUGCAGAAAGAGGGUGGGGGAGCCGCAUUCGGGUUGGAAUCUGAACGUGUGCUAGAUUUUCUGCUCCAGGAAGAAGAGCUGCUCAUUCUGCUACCUGCAAAAGAAAGGAAUUCCUGGCCCACUCAAAUUCUUCUAUGAAGCUUAAUGCUUGAGGUCUCUAACGUCCCUUGCCAUGGAGGAAAAAAACAGAUUCUACCUGAAUGGUUCGGAAGCACAUCUUGAUUCCAGGUUUGGUAGAGCUGGCAUCUGUACCCCAUCAAGCCGAGUCUGGGACCUGCAGCCCGUCCUAGUGUAUAUGAAUGAAUAGAGUAUGUAAGUAUCACCAGAAAAAGUAAAGAAAACAUUGUACUACUCGGGGCAAGCCCGGAAGCCUCCCUGGCCUCUCCAGACGGUGUUCACAGUGUUUGCAUGUGGAAUGUAGCCCUUCCUGAAAAGAACACUCGUCUCCAAAUACCUCGGGGCUGCUGUUGCUGCUGUGGGGUGUGGAUGGACCAGGGCCUCGAGGAGGUGAGGGUGCACCCGGGGCCGAGCCUAAAGCCACCCUGGGGGUCUCCCAGUAGGAAGAGAAAGUCGCAUGUUUACCCGACCCUGUUUCUCCAGUGCACUACCCCCCACUUUUCCAUGGAAAACUCCAGGGCUUGACGGCAGCCUUUCCCAGGCUCCCGUGGCUGCACUGCCCACUCACCAACAGCCCAGUGGUCUCCGCCCAGCCACAACGUGCAGUCCCGGUAUCUUCUGGAUUCCCUUCCCUCCGCCCUCCUGGUCAUUCGUCAGAGAAUGACGACAUGCAUGGUGUUUCGGGUAAGGGUGGAAAGGUGAAGGGGUUGAUCCCUGGGGCUCUGAUGACCAUCACUGAAUUUUCCUGUCCAGUGUGACCAAGCCCCACCUAGAAAUGGAAUUUGGAACUGGCUUUGGAAGACGUCAUUCCUGAACGUGCCACAGAGUGAACUGAUGCGUCUUCCACACCACACACGCAAAUGCACCAACACGUACCCCAGACCUUCUCGUGUUGAAUUUGUGCCAUCCUUGCCAAACCAGUGGCACCACUCUGAGCUUGACUCUGACUGUGGCCCUGGCUUCAGUGAGGACUGUCUUAGGAGCGUCUGUGGACAGGGCCAAAAUUACCUGGGCCGCCUGCAUCUCAGCACACCGGUCUCUGUUAAGGUCCAGAGACAAGGGACGUUGCCAGGGGCCCGUGGCUCUGUGGUGGUGUUCCUUCACUCCCUUCCUGAGACAGGAUUCCGCGCGCCAUUCCCAACCUGUAUAUAUUCUGUACAGAAGACGCCAUCCCUGAAUAUACUGUAGGUGAAAGCUCAGCCGAAUUUAUAUUUCCAAAACAUUUUUAGCUUUUUCUACAUGCUAUGAAUUGAGAUGACGUGCUCAACUUGUAAAUAAGUCUUUUUGUACAUUAAAAAAGUAAUUUUUUCAUAA